AUGGGAAAAGUGGAAUUUAUCAAAGGAAUCAACUUUGGUGCGUUCACGUGGUCUCGGAAAUAUAAUUAUCCAAAUGGGAAAAUUCACUAUCCUGCCUUGCCAGACUACUACAAGUUCAUCCUCGUGACCGUUCUCAUCCUGAUGACUCUGAUCGAGGCCAUUCGACUUUAUCUGGGUUAUGUUGGGAACCUGCAAGAAAAGGUCCCAGAGUUGGCUGGAUUUUGGCUGCUGAGCCUCCUGCUGCAGUCUCCUCUCAUCCUGUUUCAGCUCUUUAAUGAGGCCAUUCUCAUACAGCCCCUGGAGAGAGGAGUUCACAUCGUUCUUGCUAUAUUUGUACUCUCACAGGCCCUCUCUGGUUUCCUGGCGCUGCGGGACAUGGUUAAACACACAGAAAGCCAAUUUCACCUCAGACAGUUUGACUGAUUCCUGAAGCUCUGAUGUCUCUGCCACAUCUGGACACACCCGGACAUUUCAACUCCUCUGAUACUCAAGGUCUAACAAAACUGAUGCUUCACUUUUUUUAAAUGACAUUUUAUAUGGGACACUUGCUGAGCACAAGUGAUUGCUAAAGAGAAAAACUUUUGUACCAUAUUUAUUUUUAUAUUUUACUCACAUUAUAUUUCACGGGAUUG
This is a messenger RNA of Paralichthys olivaceus (Japanese flounder), 632 nucleotides long. The record is from RefSeq and is a predicted model, not a curated record. Lineage: Eukaryota; Metazoa; Chordata; Actinopteri; Pleuronectiformes; Paralichthyidae.